CCUUUCCAAAAAAGUUAUACCUUCAUCAUCAUGUCAACUUCCAAAACCCUAGAUCAUACUAAACACUUUGAAACAUCCCAAACUCAAAUGGGUUUUGCUCUCACAACCAACGCAACCACCACCACAACCAGCGAGAGACGAGGCCGGAGAUCAAAGCAAGCAGAGCCAGGGAGGUUCUUAGGAGUCAGAAGACGUCCAUGGGGACGUUACGCAGCUGAGAUUAGAGAUCCAACCACCAAAGAACGUCACUGGCUCGGCACUUUCGACACUGCUCAUGAAGCCGCUCUUGCUUACGAUAGAGCAGCUCUUUCGAUGAGAGGCACUCAAGCUCGAACUAACUUUGUCUACACUCCAAAUGAUGUUCACACCAUACUCACAAACCCUAAUCUCCACUCUCUCAUUGUCUCUCCUUACAAUAACCAAUCUUUAUUACCAAACUCUUCUCCAAAGUUUGUCAUUGAUCACCAUCCUCAUUAUCAAAACUAUCAUUACCAUCAGCAACCUAAACAUACUCUCCCCCAAACCGGUUUACCCGUUGCUUCUCUUAAAACCCCGGUUCGUAAUCAAAACGCUGAUAUUCAAGCGUUUGGUACUAGUCCUCAAAACUCAUCUUCUAACGGCUCGUUAUCUUCUUCACUAGACGAAGAAAACAACUUCUUCUCGUUAGAAGGAACUAACUCAGGUUACUUGGACUGCAUUGUCCCAAACCAUUGCCUUAAACCACCUCCGGAAACCACCACCAUCCAAAACCAAACCGGAGCUGGUUUCACAACUCCAACAAGCAAGGCUUCCGAGUCAUACGAAGGGUUUAAUAAUAGUUACUUUCAAGAUGGUGACAUGAUGAUGGAGUUUGGUUCGUGUGAUCUCUCUGCCAUGAUCACUAACUAUGGUGCAGCUGGUACUUCCAUGUCAAUGGAAGAUUACGCAAUAAUGGAGCCUUCUAUUGCUGCUUUUGGAGAUGUUGUUGCAGACACUACAGGCUUCUACUCACUCUAUUAG
Eruca vesicaria subsp. sativa (arugula) is the source of this 999-nucleotide messenger RNA. The record is from the annotation of a GenBank genome assembly. Lineage: Eukaryota; Viridiplantae; Streptophyta; Magnoliopsida; Brassicales; Brassicaceae.